GGUGGCCCAGCAGCAGGAGUUAGGAGUCACCUGCCCGUGAGAGCCCCGCCAUUGGGAGCCAAAUGCCCGGAGAGGUGCAGCCGCGCCGAGCAGCGCCUCAGCUCUCCUGAACGGCACCGCACACCGCUCCCCCGGCACCCAGCGCUCGCCCGGCACCUCCCGCCCCACGAAUGGCUACUCAGAGGAAGCACUUGGUGAAAGAUUUCAACCCCCACAUCACCUGCUAUAUCUGCAAAGGUUAUCUCAUCAAGCCCACCACGGUCACCGAGUGCCUCCACACCUUUUGUAAGACUUGCAUCGUUCAACACUUUGAAGACAGCAAUGACUGUCCCAGGUGUGGAAACCAAGUGCAUGAGACCAAUCCACUAGAAAUGUUAAGGCUGGAUAACACCUUAGAGGAAAUUAUAUUUAAGCUCGUGCCUGGACUUCGAGAACAGGAACUGCAGCGAGAGAUUGAGUUUUGGAAGAAAAACAAACCUCAAGAAAACGGCCAAGCAGACGAAAGCCCAAAAGCUGAUAAACCCAAAGUAGAUGAGGAGUGUGAUGAAAAUGAAGACGACAAGGACUAUCACAGGAGCGACCCCCAGAUUGCCAUCUGCCUGGACUGCCUGCGCAACAACGGGCAGUCGGGGGACAACGUGGUCAAAGGUUUAAUGAAGAAAUUCAUCCGCUGUUCUACUCGAGUGACCGUGGGAACUAUCAAAAAGUUUCUCAGCUUAAAAUUAAAACUUCCGAGUUCUUACGAGCUGGACGUACUAUGCAAUGGAGAGAUCAUGGGGAAGGAUCACACGAUGGAAUUCAUCUACAUGACCAGAUGGAGACUAAGAGGCGAAAACUUUCGGUGUCAGAACUGCUCAUCUUCGCAAGUCUGCUCAGAGGAUGGCACUUUUUAUCAGUCUUACCCUAUGGUACUUCAGUAUCGACCUAGAAUUGACUUCGGUUAGACCAAAGGGCCAGAUCCCACUGAGAUGAAUCCUGCACUAUUGUUUACCCAUCGACAGAUUGCACAAUGAAUGGAUGUGCCUGGAUUAGGGGGACACAACCAGAUUUUCAGCAUGCAAAUAAGGACAUUGUCUUUCUUAAAAUCGUCGGUUGCAUCUCUGUUGUUUCUCUUAGAGCAAGCUAAGUGCCAUUCUGCUACUGAAAUGUGCAUAAAGAUAUUUGUGUAUCUUACGAGUGUGCUGCAAAUCAUAGCCAAAAUCAUGACGUGUACAGUCUGGAUUCAACAACUAUGGAAUAUUUUUGCUUGCGUGUUAGAACAUUUCCCUGGUCCGAAUAUCGGUUACACUAGCAAAACAGCAGAGUGCCCAUCCCGUGUGCUGUUGUGGUUUCACACACUUGCUAUUUUACUGAAUAGUGUUGUUUAAAUCAUAGAGUACUGUAAAAAUAACUAAGGAUUAUACCUUGAAGAUAUUUUGUAUAGAAGAUAUAUUUAGAAGAGUGGUAAUUGGGCCACUAACUUUUUCUUGAUAAGCUUCUCACGGGUCCAGGUAUAGCUCACUCAUGAGUGUGCAACGGUCCUUUUGCAGUGAGGGAAGAUUAAUUACCGCUAACGAGAGGUGUAGAACGUGGUAAUUCAAAACAGUCAUUUUAAAUCUUCUAAAUAGAUUCUGCUAAUAUUGCUUCAAAGCAUUGCAGCCUUUCUGAUUGCACUUUUCUAUGGUUUCCCUAAAGAUUGGAGUUUGGGAUACUAGCUGUUUUUGGAAAAUGGCUUCUGGUCAGGUUACAUUUCUUCUAAUAAAGCCUCCAUAAAAAGGAAGUUAAAAAUAACAUGUCUAUGGAACAAGUAGAUUUCACUGUAAGGUUACAAACCAAGGCAACGUUUUACAUAAGUAUUGCCUUUUAUAGUAAACAUUUCCUUUUAAGAUUGGUUGGAGGUAUAUAAUAUGCUAAAGGAAAAGUAAUAUAUAGCUUUAAUGACAUUCUAUAUGAUAUCUCUGGUGACUACCUGGAGUUUAGCAUUCAUCAUGGAAGUUUUCAUUCCUAUUUCUGUAAAAGGAGAGGUGAUGCAAUACUGAAGAUGAGCCGUCUGACCAAAAGCAGUGCUCAGGUCUGGUUUGUGCUGGAUAAAGAGUGAUUGUGGCCUUAGGUAUUGCAGGGGUGAUGGUUCCAGUGCAGAGUGGCACUGGGGGCUCUGGUAACGCCGCAGGGAACGCAUUGACCCAUCUGUUCUCCGUAGUCUUCCGUUGUCUUUGCUCUGCUUAACGGUCAGUUGAGAUUUUCACUUCAAAUUCUGUGGAGAAACUUGGAGUUUAGUACCUUUAUGUAAUUUCCACUUACUCCACGUACCAUCUACAGCACUUGCUGGUGUUGCAGAUAACCAUCGACUCUCUGAUGCCUUGUGCCAGCAGCAAAAGGAACCAAAUCACCUUUUCAGAAGCUACUGUAGAGCAAACUAAUCGCAGUUAGAUAAGACAGAGUGGAAAUUCUGUCUCGGGAUAGAGUAUGAAAGACAGAUGCAGGGCUGUCACCCCUUUGUAGAUUUUUGUUCGUGUUUCUGUAGGGAGAAAAAAAAAAGCAUGUUUUGGGUGAAGUCUGGCCCCGCUGGUGUUAGCAGGAGUUGUGAUGCUGAUGACUUGAGGAGUGGGUGUAGAGUCAGGUGAAUGUCUCCCAUUGCACUCCAGAGCCCAGCUGAGGUGCAGAAAGGAUGCUGUGGGCAGCACUAGGAAACCUGCCCUUGCAGGUCGAGGUUGCACAUAUUGUUUGGUUGCUGCUGAGCCUGGGGAAGAAAAGUGUUGGGGAAGAUGGUGCUCCUCUCCCCAGACUGGUCCAGGCACUGAUUUGCCCACCCAGUCCGUGAUGUGCUACGUGACAGGAACCAGAAGGUUCUCCGUGGAGCAGGGGGGUCUUCUCCUCUGCAGGGUCUCUAGGGAAAAACAGGGUUUUUGUGUAUAUAGAUAGAAGUCCUCCUCCUGGGGCAGCUUGGAAGAGCAGGGCACACGUUCUAAUCGCAAAUCAUUCUUCAGUAUAUCCAGUUGUUUUGUACGGUAGGAAUAGGAUAUCAUUUGUAAAUAUUUACCUGCACAUACCAGUGACACCUUACAGUUUUUAUAUGUGUCACGUGUUUUUAUACCAGAAUUUUCACUGUAGAUUCACUAGAGAUAAAACGCCUGGCUCAGUUUGUCACAAAGCUAAUGGUAGUGCUCGUCAGUGUAAUUCUUACUUGGGUCAGGGGACAACUUUUUUCUCAAUGGUUGCACUGCUGUUUUGCCAAAUAUGAACAGACUGGUUUUAAAAAGAGAACACCACAGUAAUUUUAAUCCAUUUUUGGUGAUGUCCAAAUGGUUAUAUCCAUUUAUGCAUCCACCUGACAGGACCCCUGAAAUAGGACCACUUUGGAUUUGCUUCUGAAUGACAACUAAUAGAAGAUUUGACAGUUUAAUGACUUUCUGUAUUUGCAGUUCAGAGAGCCAUGAAUUUCUCUUGAUCAGAAUUGGACGUUGGUUUAAUUCAUGGCAUUUUCUUGAUGGAGCUUAAAGCUUGAUUACAGAAGGCAAAUCUUCAUUUUAAGCAUGGAAAAUACUGACAGGUAGAUGUGAUGUUCCCAGCUGAGAGUCAUGGCAUCAAGUGCAUAUGGUCUGGCCACCUACGCCUGAUGCAUUGCUGAUCUGACAGCACAGUGCUGUUAUAUCCUCAUACUGUUACUGUUUCAUGGUUUUUGUGGCAGUGAAGUGCCCGUGAAAUACAUAUCUUAACGGGGCAGCUGGUGUAACACAGGCAUUGCCUUUUUUGCAGGCAGUUUCACUGUUGUAUAGCACGUAUGUGUCGUGUGUCUGCAGAUCUGCACGUUGAAUUCCUUUGUGCCAGUGGAGAAUUGCUGAGCAGCGUAGGAUACGGGGGUGCCUGUGCAGGGUCCUGUGUGCCAAAGAUGGGAUAAAGUGACCCAAGAACGUGAGCAUUCCAUGAAAACUGUGCUGAAUGCCAUGGUGGAGCAGGUUGCUGUACACAGCCACACUUGUGGGCAUUGCCAUGGCAAAGGCUCACCCCGGCAUGUUCAUAAAGAAUAAGGAUAUAAAACACGUGUUGCUGCCACUGUUUCCCUGCCUUUGCCCCAUGGGCAGUACCUUGCUGCAGAGGAAUAAGGCCUAAAAAAUUUCCCUCUACUACCUAAUCUUGCUCUCUUAUUUAGCACAUUUGGUGCUUUUUUUUUUCUCUAAAAGUGAAAAAAUUUAUGUGCUUUUAACUGUGUGGUAACUCAUUAACGAGCAUCAUGAUGAACUUUUUGUGGAGCAUAGCUGCGUGCUGCGUUUGUCUCGUAACAAACUGAGCAAGAUCCUGUAAUAUCUCAAACAAUAUGGAAUUAGAUGGUUAAUCAAGAAACGUUUCUUCCACCACACUUUACUACACUGCUCUUAGCUAAGGGCCUAGUCCUACAAAUGUAUUUUUAUUUGGAUGAAAUACCAAAUAAGAUUACUGCCACCCUCUAAGUGACUCACCACUGUAGUAGGUCUGUUCCCCUGAAAACUUCUAGGAUUGGAUUGCUAGGACAUCGUGCAGACUCACUAGCUUGAAGUUAUUAUGCAAAAAAAUAUUUCUAAAAAGUAUUGUUUUGACUUUACUGAAAAAGCUAUCUAAAGCAAAGUGCCUGAUUAUUAAUCCAGAAUACCUUGUAAGCCCAUUAUUUGCAUUCAGCAGGGUCAUGUUUGCUUCUGUAUUUUAGCUAUGGUCUUAAUGUUUUC
Messenger RNA from Calidris pugnax (ruff), 4679 nucleotides. It is a transcript of the gene PCGF5, whose product is annotated as polycomb group ring finger 5. The record is from RefSeq and is a predicted model, not a curated record. Gene Ontology annotation, biological process: regulation of transcription by RNA polymerase II. NCBI's taxonomy places the organism in Eukaryota, Metazoa, Chordata, Aves, Charadriiformes, Scolopacidae. The coding region runs from base 171 to 944 and encodes 257 amino acids. Gene Ontology annotation, cellular component: PRC1 complex. The transcript has 9 exons.